This is a messenger RNA of Salpingoeca rosetta, 713 nucleotides long. RefSeq lists its product as uncharacterized. The record is from RefSeq and is a predicted model, not a curated record. The coding region runs from base 170 to 478 and encodes 102 amino acids. NCBI's taxonomy places the organism in Eukaryota, Choanoflagellata, Craspedida, Salpingoecidae. The transcript has a single exon.
GCGUGUUUGCCAUCCUUUCUUGCAAGGGAGGCAGGGUUGCGUUCAGGUAGCAAGGGAGAGAGGGCCAAGGGAAGACAGCGAAGGGGGGCCCAAUGCAAGAGGGGUAUCGUAGUGGUGGUUUGUGUCGUUGUGUCCUUUGUGUCGUUGCCGUGUUGAUGAUGAGGAUGUGAUGCAUGAAUUGGGACUGGGACAUGCUGGGGUGUGCUUGCUGCUCGUGUGCUCGUGUGCUGCUCGUGUGCUCGUGUGCUGCUCGUGUGCUCGUGUGAUUUGUACAAAGGCAUGCGUUAUCUGCGAGGAGGAAGUGCCUUUGCAUGGGUAUGAUGAUGAUGAUGAUGAUGCGGGGCAUGGAGCGCUUGUAGGUUCGUGGGCAUGUGUGGGCACAGCAACACGCCAUGUGCGAAUGCGUGUGAUGUGCGUGUGGUGGAGGAACAAGGAGAGCGCGCGCGUGUAUGUGUGUGUUUGUGGUCGUUAUGAGUGAGAUGGCUUUCGUUUGAUGGCUUUCGUUUGCUGUUGAUGGCUGUUUUUCGUUUGCUUGCUUGCUUGUUUCUGCACACAUGACAACACAAAAGAGAACCAGCUGACGAGCGCAAAGGCAACACAGAUUUGGAAAAGACGACCCUACCAAAACGAAAGCACAGCGACAAGGAGACAAGGAGACAAAGAGACAAGGAGACAAGGAGACAAGGAAACGGAACACUCGAGCAGAGCACAAC